CAUCAAUUGUAUAAUUGUAAUCAGAGCAUAUUAUGUAAUGUUCUUGUUAAAAAUGUUACAUAUUUCGAUAAGAUAUAAAUCAUCUAUUAAUUUUAUAUGAUAAAUCGACUAAGGAACGAUGGGAUUGCAGUGGAAAUUAAUUGAGUCUACUCCAUCAUCUACAUUGUUAUUUAAAAAAAAGAAACUAUGGAUUGGAAUAAUAUUAACAAACAAUUAUUUCCAACGAUAAAAGCAACAGAUGGAUGUGAAAAUGAUAUUGAAUUGAAAAAAAAUAGUUCCAUUGUUUCGAUAUAUCAAAUUACAUCUGAUGAUUACAAGGAAUUCUUGUGUGGAUGGGGUGCUGCAGUUAUAAACGUAACAGUGACUUAUCCAAUAAAUAAAAUAAUUUUCAGACAAAUUUUAGAAGGUGUAAAAGUGAAUGCUGCUGUAAAACAAUUAUCAGAAGAAGGAAUAAGACUGUUAUAUAGAGGAAUAUUGCCUCCACUUUGUCAAAAAACACUGUCCUUGAGUAUUAUGUUCAGUGUUUAUGAAGGAAGUAGAUCAAGAUUGAAUUUAUUCACAAAAAAUGAAAUUCUAUCACAAGUAUUAGCUGCUAAUAUUGCUGGAACUGUUGAAGCAGUUUUGACUCCAUUAGAAAGAGUUCAGACUCUUCUUCAAGAUUGGAGAUAUCACAAUAAGUUCAAAAAUACAUCCCAUGCUUUUAAACAUAUUUUAACAACGCAUGGAAUUCAGGAAUGUUAUCGUGGAUUAACACCAAUUAUUAUAAGAAAUGGUUUGUCGAAUGUAACAUUCUUCAUGUUAAGAGAUGAAUCAACAAAAGUGAUAGGACGAGAACAAACUUUAUUUACGAAUUUCAUUUGUGGUGCAGUAAUUGGUGGAUUUACGAGUACCAUCUUUUAUCCAAUGAAUAUAAUAAAAAUUCACAUGCAAAAUAAAAUAGGAGGAGAGUUUGAUAAAAUGUCUGUUGCUUUAAAAGAUGUGUGGAUAGCAAGAGACCGAAAUAUUCGAAACUUUUAUCAAGGUGUGCAUUUAAAUUACAUAAGAUCCUUCGUUAGUUGGGGAGUAAUUAAUGCGUCAUACUAUUGUUUAAAGUCCAUUAUUUUUUGAUAAAAACCGAAUUUAUUAAUAAUUUUUAGUGAAUAAAUUCAAUUAUUCAAUUAGAUAAAUUCAAUUUAAAUAAACGUUAUUUCUGUGGAUGUUUUACAGAGAUUGAUAUUUUUAAUAGGUCAAGUAAUUAUUUAUUAAUUUAUUGAAAAUUUACAUUAGUAAAAUUCAUUGAUUUUUAUACAAAAUAAUAAUGAAAUAAAUUACAUAAAUCGAAUGAAUUAUUUUAAGUAAAAUUGUGAAAUACUUUUUUUUAAAUAUAAUUAUAGCAAUUUGGAAUCCUGUGUAAUAGUAAUUAGUAUAAUUGUUUAUUAAUAUUGUUAAAGAUAAACAAGAAUAUUUUAAAUAGUGAUAAUAAUUGUGAAUAUUCAAAUAAUUGCUGAAUGAAAAUCUCAUUUAUGAUAAAAUAAUUUUGGCUCCAGUACAUAAUGACUUUAUUUGUACUGGCAAACAAAUAUAAAUAUUGCAGAAUAUAAAUCAUUCAAUGGUGUAAAUAUUUAAAUGAAUAAUCGUCUUAUUUUUAUUGACAACGAAUACGAAAUUAAAUUAAGUUUGAUAAGUUAUUGUGACAUUUCAUGCAGUUGUAAAGUAUAAUGAAAGGCAUGUAUUAUUCAAGAGAAAAUGAAAGACAGUUCACAAAUGCAAAUUUUAAGUCUGGUGCUGAACUAAUUAGGAAAUUACUCUUGUGAUAACGACUUAUUCGUUUUAUUUGACAUUAUUUUUAAUAGUUUGUUAUGUAACGUAAAAUUUAACAGUUUAUAUUGAUUGUUUUGAAAUUGAAUGAUGAAUUGAAAUUAUCAACAUCAAUGUGUCAAGUGUUCUAUUUUAUUCUAAUCAAAUUUGAUAAAUGAUGUUUAAUUUUUAGAGUUUUUUAUAAGAAUUGAUUUCUAUCAAAAUUACAUUAAAUCUUUGUAUAAUUUUCAAAUGUGGUAAAUACAAAAUAAAAUAUACAUGUUGAUCUUUCAAAAAUAGUUAAUUUUAUUUUUAUACAUAUCAAAUCAAGUGAUUGAAUGACAUUUUCAUUGAAUAAUUAAGUUAUAAUUGAUAAGACAAGCAUGGAAGGAAUAAUUCAAUUAAAAUCAACGUAACCAACAUGACUAUUACUAAAUUUAUAAUUGAUAAUUAUAAAUAUUUGUGUAGUAUUGAAAAUUUAAUUAAACUCA
Messenger RNA from Chelonus insularis, 2267 nucleotides. RefSeq names its product solute carrier family 25 member 51. The record is from RefSeq and is a predicted model, not a curated record. Gene Ontology annotation, cellular component: mitochondrion. Bases 187 to 1107 code for a protein of 306 amino acids. The transcript has 2 exons. NCBI's taxonomy places the organism in Eukaryota, Metazoa, Arthropoda, Insecta, Hymenoptera, Braconidae. Gene Ontology annotation, molecular function: NAD transmembrane transporter activity.